CCAGUUCUCUGAACUGCUCAAAAUUUCUGCUACAGGUUCUCCGAACUGCUCAAAAUUUCUGCUGCAGGUUCUCCAAACUCCUCGAAAUUUCUGCUACCAAUUCUCCAAACUGCUCAAAAUUUCUGAUGCAGGUUCUUCAAACUGCUCAAAAUUUCCGCUAUGGGUUCUCCGCACUGUUCAAAAUUUCCGCUACCGGUUCUCCGAACUGCUCAAAAUUUCCGCUACCGCCUCUCCAGAACCUGUCAGUACCUGCUGGAUUUCACCCCUAGCUUACUCCAAAAAGGAGCUGCGUUUGGCUGGGGUGGGUUGAACCUGCGUUUGCUGGAGGUGGGUUGAACCUGGGACGGCCGCCCUCCGCCCUCGCAGCCAGCCAACGCGAUCGGGAAGCACGCCCAGCCUUGCGCAACCAGCCCGGAGGAACCGCGAACGUGGGAACGGAGUGAGCGGGCGGGGACGAUCUCCUCCUCCUCUUCCUCCUCCUCCUCCUCCUCCUCUUCUUCUUCUCCAUCAUCCCCCCCCCUCCCCACGCCUCUGGCCAGCCAAGCCAACCAGAGUCCCCCCACCCCUGGAAGAGAAGCCAGAGGGGCGGAGGGGGGCGGCUGCUUUGCGUGGCCGGAGGCAGAGCGAGCUGCCAGCACUCACCGGCGCGCCUCCGCGGAAAGGCAGCACCCGGCGCUCUUUGCUCCGAGGGAGGAAGCGGCGGCCAGACGCGAGGCGGGGCGGAGGAAGGCGGGGAGAGAGAAGCGAUGGCUCACGGCUGACCGCAUCCGCGCCGGCUCGGCUCCGAAAAUCCCGGCGCUCCCCUCGUCUCUCGCUCGCUGGCUCAGCCUCUCCAUCUUUGAAGCGCUUCCCCGCCGCCGCCGCCGAUGGCGUUCAGCACCUCCUGGCAGCUCCUCUCGCCCGUCCAGUGGGCCAAGUGGACCUGGUCGGCCGUGCGAGGCGGAGGAGCCCCGGACCUCGAGCGGGAUGACCUGGACGCCGACGGAGAGCGGGGCCCGGCGGAGGACGCCGAAGAAGAGGAAGAAGAGGCGGCGGCGGCGCAGGCGGAGACCAAGUCGCUGAGUCUCAGUUCGGAUUCAGAAGGCAAUUUUGGGACUCCAGAGGCAGAGACGCCAAUCCACUCCUUGGGGAAAGAAUUGGAAGAGCUGGAUCUGGAACUGGAAGUCAUGCCCCAAGCGUCUCUGGAAGACCAGUUUGUCUCCAAAGUGUUGGAGGAGAUAUCAGCUUCAGCGGAGGAUGAAUUACAGACUGACUCUGCAAUCGUGCAAGCCAGUGACCCGUUUAUAUCAAAAGUCCACUUUGGAAUUGACCAGGGUUCAUCUGUGUCUUCUUCUGCAUUAGAGGCUACAGAGGAGAAUACUCUUCCAGCGAGGUUCAAUCCAGACCACACUUUGGGCGCGCUGUCCCAAGAGGAGCAAAGGGACAUUUUGAAGGAAAGCCGAGAGUUCCCCAUUCAGGAACCUUCAGAAGUCAAAUCAAGCAUUGAGAACAUUGCUAACAACAAGAGCAAGCUCCCGAGGGCGAAACCAAUCACUCUUCAAAAGAAAAUGGGGGGAGAGAACUCUGAGGCUGAAGUGACCACGGGAAGCCCCCCUAUUCCCAAAGCUACCUACCGCUUUGAUCCGGAGGAAUACAAUGAGACCAUGAACCCAUUUACGAUGGGAGGCUCCAAAUGUCCAAACUCGCCGCCUGCAUCUCGGACAGGUACUGACCUUCCCAAUAGUGACCCCAAGCAUCCCAGCUCAGCAGGAGCCGAAGAUUGCAAGACCCGGGCUGUGAAACUAGAGUUUGAUUUUGCCGAAGGAGCGGAAAACGCCGAGCCAAAGAAGCUCCCUGCAAGAAAAAUGGGAAAGAGGCCAAGCAGCAAGUUGUCUCCCAAGAGACAAAGAGGACCAACUGCCCGGCCUGUUGUAGGUCCCGAGAAUGGAGAGAAGACGAUAGCUCCUGAGGCAUCGGUAGCACCUCUGACCAAAGCUACCCCCGCGAUGGACACCAAUCAGUGGGAUGAUCCCGCCUUUAACCCCUUUGUGGGCAGCUCCUCUUUGCAGGAUUCACCCACGCUGACAAAACGUUCGUAUCAUUUGGACGUGGGUGACCCUUUCAAACCGAGCAAGACCUUGUCCAACGUAGGAGCCGAUUCUUGUCCUUCUGCGGAGAACAGCCUCAAUGAGAUCUUGGAGUCGCAAGCCCGUGAGGCCGCGGGGGAUGAUUUGAAGACAAGCUUGGCUACACAGAGCUCCAGAUCACGUCUGAUAACGAGUGGCUGCAAGGUGAGGAAGUAUGAAACUCAUUCCAUGGCGCUGGAUGGUUGCUCUCAGGGUGAAGAGGAGGCAGCCCUUAUUUCCAAAAUCCCAGAACUUCCCAGUCGAGACGGGCAUGCUACCGACGAAGAGAAGUUGGCUUCCACCGGUCAGAAGCCAGCUGAGUUGGAGGUAAAAGGUGAGCCCGAGGAAGAGCUGGAGUAUUUUGAGUGUUCCAAUGUGCCCGUGUCUACCAUAAAUCAUACGUUUUCAUCCCCGGUAGAAGGCUCUGAGAAAGAAUCUUUGUGCAGACUGGAAGAGAAGAAUAACUCCACUGAUAUCUCAAGUAAUCCUGAAGUUUGUUCUAUGGAAAAGGCUCCUGGAAGUGCACCAGGCAGCACGACAGGAGGCGGUGAAAGCCCCCUGGAUGCCAUUUGCCUCAGUGAAUCCGAUAAGACAGCAGUUCUGACUCUGAUCAGAGAAGAGAUUAUAUCUAAGGAAAUCGAAGCCAAUGAAUGGAAGAAAAAAUAUGAAGGAAGUCGACAGGAAGUUUUGGAAAUGAGGAAGAUUGUGGCUGAAUAUGAGAAGACAAUUGCACAGAUGAUAGAGGACGAGCAGAGAACCAACAUGACGUCCCAGAAGAGUCUCCAGCAGCUGACGAUGGAGAAGGAACAAGCGUUGUCUGACCUGAAUUCGGUGGAGAGAUCUUUGUCCGAUUUGUUCAGGAGAUACGAGAACCUCAAAGGAGUCCUGGAAGGUUUCAAGAAGAAUGAAGACGCCUUGAAGAAGUGUGCUCAGGAUUAUCUCAACCGGGUCAAGCAAGAGGAGCAGCGCUAUCAGGCUUUGAAAAUCCAUGCGGAGGAGAAAUUAGACAAAGCCAAUGAAGAAAUUGCUCAGGUCCGUACUAAGGCCAAAGCUGAGAGUGCAGCUCUCCAUGCUGGACUUCGAAAAGAACAAAUGAAGGUUGAGUCUCUUGAAAGGACCCUCCAGCAGAAGAACCAGGAAAUCGAAGAGUUGACCAAGAUCUGCGAUGAGCUGAUUGCCAAGUUAGGAAAGACCGAUUGAUGACGUCACCAUCAUCAUCAUCUGGAGCACCAUUCUUGGUUUUCUCCCUGCUGUCCGCCAUAUUUUCCAGCAAGCAUCUUGCCUUAUUUCCCCCCCCACAGAAAUAACCUUUUCCCCUUUUACGGCAGCAAGAAAAAAGCACAUGCUUCUGUGUCAAAGGUCUGCCGUCUGCAAGAGGAGCGACAAUUGCCCCGUUUGUACUCAUUUCCUGCCCUGGUGAACCUCCCUUGCCUGGUCAGUAUUUUGCAGGCUCUCCUGACUGCAUGAAGCCCAACGGAUAGAAGGAGGGACACACAGGUUAACGAUGGCGAUAGCGUCGCACGGAAGGGUUCCUGCACUGCACUUGGUUGAGGCUGUGGCCCACAGUACCACAAGGACAGUCACCUACAGAGAGAGCAGUUUUUUUGGCAGCCGGCAAGCAAGAAAUGCAGCUUAAUUGACUACAUGUUUCCCUGCAUGCAACUAGCCUCAUCCCAGCAAGGUCACAGAUGGGAUACGACUGCCUCUAAAAGCACAAGGGGGCAAAGCCAAGGCAGAUGCCACUGUUCCUCAAGGGAGAAUGCCCAGAUGAAAAUGGGAUUGGCAUUCGUUGAGAGCGUGGCCUCUUUGCAGUAGGCCACGGAGAAGAAGGAACUCACUCCCUGUCUUGACCGACACCAAGGAGCUGGAAGGCGCUUUGAUUCAUUACGCAAGAAAUCCGUAAGCCCUAAAGGCAGCCUUCGUAGUCCCGAGGGGCCACGAGAUGUGGGGGUUUUGAGUUUAGCGGUUAUCCCAGAUGUGGUGCUGCCAGCUUGGGGGCGUUUUAGAUGCUGGGAUCUGCCAAUCUGAAAAGCACUUGGGACGAAGAAGUUAAUAUAAGGUGCCAUAGGUCUUUUAAAGAGGUAUAGCCAGCUGGAUUGGGAUUUGUCUUAGUGCAGGGGUCUCCAACCUUGGCAGCUUUAAGACUUGUGGACUUCAGCUCCCAGAGUUGAAGUCCACAAGUCUUAAAGCUGCCAAGGCUGGAGACCCCUGUCUUAGUGCACUUUAGGGCAAUAGCACGAGUGUAGUGGUUCACAACUCACCUGAAGACAACACGCACAGAAUGAACUUGAGUGAAGAAGAGAAACUGUCAGAAAUCCCUAAAAGCACGCACACACACACACACACACACACACACACACAAAUCCACACACACACACACACACAGCACAAACAAUGACACGCACAGCCCACCCGUUCCUUGUGUUAGUAGUUUUUCUCUGUCCAGACAGAGGAUGGAACGGAACUCAAACUCAAAGAAGUCAUACCUCCUUGCGCCAACUGCUGAUGACUAAACUCCUUCCUGGGCUUCAUUCCCUGAGGAUUUGAUAUUGUUUCGAAAUCUAAAACAAUUCACAAAGAACAUUCCUCCCUCCCUCACUGCUCUCAGUUGAGAUCAUUAAAAUGGAUAUCUGUCCAGGACCUGCAAUGGUCCUGCGAGUUUUGCGAUGAUCCACAAAUGUUGUUUAUCAGUCAGGUCCUUGCUUUCAGGCUUGAGAUCUUUUCACAUUCUUCUCCAUUUUUUGGGUGGAAGCCAGUUAUAAGUGCAUUAAGGAACUCAACAAAGUCAAUACUUGGGAGAGGCCCCCCAAGUUGUCCUGGUCCAGAUGUUGGAGCUGCCAGUCCCAGGAUUGAGAUUCGUAAUUGCAACACAUCUGCAAGAUGCCAUUCGGGGAUGGCAGGCUGGUGUGAACAUUUUGUUGUUUCAUGUCAAUGUUGGCUUCUUACAUACUCUGGCUGUAUCAAGUAAAGGAUGGAGAUUUUUUCUCUCUCUCUCUGCCUGCGGAUUCAAAGGUAACCAGAUGUUGAAAUUCUUGGCACACAGAUCCUCUCUGGCUAUUCCACCUGGGCUAAAUUCUGCCUGGAGUCCGGCUGUAGAAAGGGAGUUCCAGAGAUCAGCCCAUUUGUGGGUGGUUGUCUUAGUCACAAACGGAGAGGAGCUGCACUAGGGAACUGUUCAAAGCCAUCGUGCAUGGGGAGAAGAGCUCCAUUUCCGGGGCCUACCAAAAUGGUCCAUAUCUCCGUCUUGCAAUUCCCAAACGUGUAAGGGCUUCGGGCCAAGUUGUUAACUCUUCCCUAGUGUUAUGGUGACAAUUUCCACAACUUCUAGUACUGGCUGGAAAUAAUUGGAAUUGUAGUACAGCACAUCUGCGGAGCAUCUUCAGUAAGAAGCUUCUUGUCUUCAGAGAUAAAGAGAAUGAAAUACAUUUGACCAAUAAUAUAAAACCUUCCUGAGUAGGAACUCCACUGUCAACCUUGCCUUUCUCUCUUGCAAUGUCUCAUGAGGUUAACUUUCAAUUGAAACUCAAUCUGCUCUUCUGCCCUUUGCUAUCACACAUCAUCUACCAGGCUGUUGCCUCCCACUGAGAUGCUAUCAUUGAACAGAGUUGAGAUGUCAUCAAAGGUUUAAGCCAGGCCAAAUUCCUUGGAUCCAGAGCGCUUGGGCUCAGGGUGUUUGGUGGAAAAUCACGCUACGGAGCGAUAAUUGAAUCUGGCACUACCGGGGAUAGCAUUGGCUUAACCGCAUGUUGGAUCUGGAUCUAGGAACUUUAAUUGGCCUCACCAGGCAAUAGAUUCUCGCCUGUGGAAUCGCAUUUGGAAGAGCUGUUUUGCUAUAAUUUUCGGAAGACCUGUUUUUCAGUUCCGAUAAAACAGUGAUCUUGCAAGUGAUCGUAGUUUUAUGGAGUUGCGUGCUUUAUAGCAGCUGUCUUAGUGGGCCUCCUUCAACUGAGUCAGGGACGGAGAUCUUGUGGCCUUCAAGAACUUCAAUGGAGUUGCAUCAACCCCAACUGGUCUGGGAAUUGCACGCACAUCUUGGCUACAAGUUUUUUUUUCCACCUUUGACUAAAGAAAGGAGGAACUAGAAAACCCAACGGUUGUUGUCCUGCAAGCAAAAUCCUGCGUCUUCUUCCAGAGCUCUGUGGUUGUAACACCAUCCUCCAGCUGUUGGCUGGAUGCUCAGUGCUUGCACUUUUGUCUGUGGUGUGUUUUGUGCGGGUGGGGGGGGGAGUGUGUCUUCACACACACACUGUGCCAAAUGCUCUCUGUUUUGUGCCUCAAGCAUGCCACUAAAGGGUGGGCAAAAAAGAUUCCUAAGGAAUGGUAUUAUUAACUAUAAUAUGGUUAUUAUAGUUUGUUCAGAUAUGAAAAUUGUGUGCGCGUGCAUGGGUGUGUGUGUAUAAUAUAUAUAUAUAUAUAUAUAUAUAUAUAUAUAUAUAUAUAUAUAUAUAUAUAUAUAUGUGUGUGUUUUCUGAGGUUUUCGCGGGUGUUUGUAUGUAGGUAUUUGGUUAUUCGGGUUUUCUCCCGCGUAAAAUUGGAGGUUUCUUGGCGAUGUUUAAAAUUGGAAGUGUCUUGUCUUGGCGACAUUUCGACAAAGUCUCAUUCGUCAUCUUCAGGCUUCAGCUUCGUGUUUCUGGGAGCAAUGUGUGAUCGCAGCUGUUUCUUCCUUUUAACUGCUUUUAACUGCUUCCUUUUAACUGCUAGUGGGGGUUUCUUCUGCUGGGGGGGUUGCUUCUUCCUUUUAACUGCUAGUGGGGGUUUGCAGUUAAACUAGCAGUUAAAAGGAAGAAA
Messenger RNA from Ahaetulla prasina, 6893 nucleotides. It is a transcript of the gene TACC1, whose product is annotated as transforming acidic coiled-coil containing protein 1. The record is from RefSeq and is a predicted model, not a curated record. The coding region runs from base 867 to 3305 and encodes 812 amino acids. Gene Ontology annotation, biological process: mitotic spindle organization; cerebral cortex development; cell population proliferation. NCBI's taxonomy places the organism in Eukaryota, Metazoa, Chordata, Lepidosauria, Squamata, Colubridae. The transcript has 13 exons. Gene Ontology annotation, cellular component: cytoplasm.